This is a messenger RNA of Blepharisma stoltei, 851 nucleotides long. The record is from the annotation of a GenBank genome assembly. Lineage: Eukaryota; Ciliophora; Heterotrichea; Heterotrichida; Blepharismidae.
AUGCUAGGCUUAAUUAAUGGAUAUAAAGAUAAUAUUGAUAAUUUAUCACUAAUGUGUAAAGCAGGCUAUGAAAAUUUUGAAGGUUUGGCAGACAUAGAGGAAAUUCUAAUCCCUCAAAGAUACUCAGAUGUAAGCACUUCAGAGAGCGUAGACUCUGAAGAUGGUCUUUUAGCAAAAGAGUCCUUCUGAACUUAACUUAAAUUACAGAUGGGACUAGCAGUAUUGGUUACGCAGCCGCCAUGGGGCAUUAAUACAGAGAGUUCGUCCGCUUUGCGACAUUUCUUUUCGGAUACUUAAUUGGUUGAGAUAGCUCAGCCAGCAAGAAAGCAUUGACACCAUCUUGCUUCUUCUCCAGCCCUGAUGUUAUGGUAUCCCUAGAUUAUGUGCUGAGAAGUCUCUUCCUUGCCUUGAAGGCUCCAAUGCUGAGUUAGAAGACUAUGGACUUCUAUAGCCUUUCAUCAGCCUAUAUGGUGAGCAGCAUGCCUUGGCCAUAAGGUUGAGGAAAAAGCAUCAAGAGGUCGAGUGCAGCUAGUUCGCCAUUUUUAUGAUAUGAAUCCUCCUGAUCAGAAGGGCAUUUCGAAGAAUGACAUUUCGACCUUUUGACUAAGAACGGUCCUAUUAUUGUCGAUUCGCGCUUUUUCACGCCAAUGUCUGGAAAAAGCGAACAACAAUACAAAAUAUUAAAUGAAAAAGUCCAUAAGCUUCUAGAAGUUUUAGAUGAUACAAUGGACUCAGUAAAUAUAAGAGAUGAGUGCUCUCUUAAGCCUGCAGUAAUCAAGCUGGAUGGGCCAAAAUUUUCACUCUUACAAAAAAGGCGGACUUUAUUAUUGCCUCCUAAAAGUGAGAUUUAG